Molecule: messenger RNA, 1884 nt
Organism: Musa acuminata AAA Group (dessert banana)
Lineage: Eukaryota; Viridiplantae; Streptophyta; Magnoliopsida; Zingiberales; Musaceae
Product: probable nucleoredoxin 1-1
Exons: 4
Coding region: 30-1808 (592 amino acids)
Source: RefSeq, a predicted model, not a curated record
AGAGAAGGAUUUAGCCACAGAGAGAAGAAAUGGCAGCGGAGAAGUGGCAUUACAAUGUGGUGUCGCUGCUCUCCGGAACGGAGAGGGACUUUCUCAUCCGUAACAAUGGCGAGAAGGUAGCCAUCAGCAGUCUUGACGGGAAAAAGUUUGGUCUCUUCUUGUCGGACAACUGUUACGAAAGAAUCGUCACUGAUGAUCUGAUCAAAGUAUACAAUCAGCUGUCCUCGGAGGGCCGCGAUUUCGAGAUUGUCUUCGUGUCAUGUGAUUCAUGCGAGGAGACCUUCAAUAGGUACUUCUCAGAUAUGCCAUGGUUGGCAGUCCCAUUUGCGGACUCCGACACACGCGAAAGGCUACAUGAUCAUUUCGGCAGUUUCGAGGAGUAUUAUCCCGCUCAGCUUGUCAUCUAUGAUGCCGCUAUUGGCAUGGUCGUUAACGAAGAAGGUCUCCGAGCUGUGGCAAAAUAUGGUGUAAACGGGUAUCCAUUUACUGUUAAGAGGUUCUACGAGUUGGAGGCGGCUGCUAAGAAGGAACGGAGUCUUCGAAGUCUGUUGGUUUCGCAGUCCCGGGACUACUUGAUCUCCAAUGAUGGAUCCAAGGUUGCCGUGUCGGAUCUCGAAGGAAAGAUUGUGGCUUUUUACUUCUGGAUUAAUAUUCCUGAUAAAUACGGCGGUCCCGAUAAGUUGACUCUGGUGCUGGCUGAAAUCUAUAGGAAGCUUAAGGAAGCCGGGGAGAGCUUCGAAGUUGUGCUGGUGCCAUUAGAGGAUAAUAAAUCAUCCUAUGAACAAGGCCUGGCAAGCAUGCCAUGGCUCGCGAUUCCUUUCGAAGACGAGGGCUGUGAGAAGCUUGUCCGCUACUUUGAGCUCUGGCCCUUCCAAUUACCAACCGUGCUUGUGAUCGGUGCCGAUGGGAAGAUUAUGCUUAAAAAUUACGAUAGGCUCAUCUCCAAGUAUGGAGUUUUAGCAUGGGAAGCAUUCCCGUUCUCUAAGGAGCAACUGGAUUUAUUGCCAGAGAAGGCAAAGGCCGCACAAACACUGGAAUCUCUUCUUGUUGCUGGGGACCUCGAUUAUGUCAUUGGGAAAGAAGGCUUGAAGGUUCCGGUGAAGGAGCUCGUUGGCAAGACCAUCCUCCUCUUCUUCUCGAUUCGUAGGUCCGGUACAUGUCGCGGAUUUGUUCCCCAUCUGAUCGAGGAGUAUCACAAGAUCAAGCGCAUGGAUAGUGCUUUCGAGGUGGUCAACAUCUCGAUGGACAAAGAUCAGGAUUCCUUUGAUCAGUUUUUCUCUGGCAUGCCAUGGUUGUCGCUGCCGUUCGGUGAUGAGAGGAAGAAAUCUUUGGAACGCACUUUCGGAGUCAAUAUCCCCUACCCCUCCCUGGUUGCCAUUGGUCCUACAGGUCGAACUAUCACAAGGAACGCCAUGUAUUCGUUGGCGACCCAUGGAGCCGAUGCCUACCCGUUCAGCGAAGAGAGGAUCAAGGAGUUGGACCAGAAGAUAGACGAGAUGGCAAAGGGAUGGCCUGAGAAGAGGAAGCAUGAGCAACACAAGCAUGGGAAGUUGGAGUGGAGCUGCCUGCACGGCCUGUAUAGGUGUGGUGACUGCCACAAGAUUGGAAGUGGAUGGUGCUACUUGUGCUCCAUGUGCAGUUUCGGUCUCCACCCCAAAUGUGCACUGAAGGAGGAGAAGAAGGAAGAGGAAGAACAUGAUGAAGGAUCUGAGUGUGAUGGAGAGGUUUACAACGAUUUCGAAGAUUCUGAAAAUUCCGAAGAUUCCGAAGAUUCCGAAGAUUCCGAAGAUUAUGAAGAUUCUGAAUAAGAAUAUGUAAUGCAAUGGUGUUUAUGUUUUGAUGGGAAGAGCUUUCGAUCGAUGCAAUGAAAGUAGCGGCAUUAUG